AUUCCCCCCUCACCUGCGAGCUUAUCAACAGGUUCCCAAGGGGUCACAAUAUUAAUGCAAUACAUCUCUCUGUCUCUUGUCUCUGCAGGAAAAGAAGAGUAUGUUGCAACCUUCAAAGGAUCUGAGUUCUUCUGCUACGACUUAUCCUUGAACCCGAUUCAAAGCAGCAGUGAUGAAAUCACAUUGUCAUUCAAAACGCUCCAGAGGAAUGGACUGAUGCUGCACACGGGCAAAUCAGCUGAUUACGUCAACCUGGCACUGAAAAAUGGGGCAGUCUCACUCGUCAUUAAUUUGGGGUCUGGAGCCUUUGAAGCUCUUGUGGAGCCAGUCAAUGGGAAGUUUAAUGACAAUGAUUGGCAUGAUGUCAAAGUAACAAGGAAUCUACGUCAGGUAACAAUAUCCGUGGAUGGAAUUCUGACCACCACGGGAUAUACACAAGAAGACUACACCAUGCUAGGCUCCGAUGACUUUUUCUAUGUUGGAGGGAGCCCUAGCACAGCUGACCUGCCUGGAUCUCCAGUUAGCAACAACUUCAUGGGUUGCCUCAAGGAGGUUGUGUACAAAAACAAUGAUGUAAGGCUUGAGUUGUCCAGGCUGGCCAAGCAAGGUGAUCCCAAGAUGAAGAUCCAUGGCACUGUGGCCUUUAAGUGUGAGAAUGUGGCCACUCUGGACCCUAUCACAUUUGAGACGCCCGAAUCUUUCAUCAUUCUCAACAAGUGGAAUGCUAAGAAGACAGGGUCCAUCUCCUUUGACUUUCGCACCACAGAGCCCAAUGGCCUUCUGCUUUUUAGCCAUGGGAAGCCCAAGCAGCAGCCAAAGGAUUCCAAGAAUCCCCAGACAUUCAAGGUGGACUUCUUUGCCAUUGAGAUGCUGGAUGGUCAUCUGUACUUGUUGCUUGAUAUGGGAUCAGGAACCACAAAGACCAAGGCAGUUAAUAAGAAAGUCAAUGAUGGCGAGUGGUACCAUGUGGACUUCCAGAGGGAUGGAAGAUCAGGUACCAUCUCUAUCAAUACCCUUCGUACUGCCUACACAGCCCCUGGAGACAGUGAGAUCCUGGACUUGGAUGACAAUCUCUAUCUCGGGGGCCUGCCAGAGAACAAAAUGGGGCUGGUGUUCCCCACUGAGGUGUGGACGGCGUUGCUCAACUAUGGCUAUGUGGGCUGCAUCAGAGAUUUAUUUAUUGAUGGCCAGAGUAAAGAUGUUCGACGCCUGGCAGAAGUGCAAAAGGCUACCGGGGUCAAACCCUCAUGCUCCAAAGAGCCUCCAAAACAGUGUCUGAGCAACCCCUGCCAAAACAAUGGGAUCUGUAGAGAGGGUUGGAACCGCUAUGUGUGUGACUGCUCUGGGACUGGAUACUUAGGACGCUCCUGUGAAAGAGAGGCCACUAUCCUCAGCUAUGAUGGCAGUAAGUUUAUGAAGGUCCAGCUUCCGGUGGUGAUGCACACAGAGGCUGAGGAUGUGUCUCUUAGAUUCCGCUCCCAGCGAGCCUAUGGGAUCCUGAUAGCCACCACAUCUCGGGAAUCUGCUGACACCUUACGUCUAGAGUUGGAAAGUGGCCGAGUACGACUGAUGGUCAAUCUAGGCAAAGGUCCUGAGACUAUUUUUGCUGGUCAGAAUCUGAACGAUAAUGAGUGGCACACUGUGCGUGUGUUCAGAAGAGGCAAGAGUUUGAAACUGACCGUUGAUGAUCUUCCUGCUGUAGAAGGUCAAAUGGCAGGUGACCACACCCAGCUGGAGUUCCACAACAUUGAGACAGGCAUUGUGACAGAGAAGCGCUUCAUGUCCAUGGUGCCCUCCAACUUCAUUGGCCACCUCCAGAGCCUUUCCUUCAAUGGAAUGGCCUAUAUAGACCUUUGUAAAAAUGGGGACAUUGAUUACUGUGAGCUCAAUGCCAUGAUUGGCUUCAAGAACAUCAUUGCUGACCCGAUCACCUUCAAGUCGCGGUCCAGUUAUGUGACUCUCACCACUCUGCAGGCCUACUACUCCAUGCACCUUUUCUUUCAGUUCAAAACCACCUCCCCAGAUGGCCUCAUCCUGUAUAACAGUGGAGAUGGAAAUGACUUUAUUGUGGUGGAGCUAGUCAAAGGUUACCUGCACUAUGUCUCUGACUUGGGGAAUGGAGCCCACUUAAUUAAAGGCAACUCAAAUAAACCCUUGAGUGACAACCAGUGGCACAAUGUCAUAAUCUCCAGGGACACCAACAAUCUGCAUACUGUCAAGAUUGAUACUAAGAUUACUACACAGACAACUACAGGAGCCAAAAAUCUGGACCUAAAGGGCAACCUUUAUAUUGGUGGAGUGGCCAAAGAAAUGUACAAAGAACUUCCUAAACUGGUGCAUGCCAAGGAGGGAUUCCAGGGUUGUUUGGCAUCCGUGGAUCUGAAUGGGCGCCUCCCAGAUCUGAUGUCAGAUGCUCUGGACUGUGUGGGACAGAUAGAGAGAGGAUGUGAA
This is a messenger RNA of Menidia menidia (Atlantic silverside), 2451 nucleotides long. The record is from the annotation of a GenBank genome assembly. NCBI's taxonomy places the organism in Eukaryota, Metazoa, Chordata, Actinopteri, Atheriniformes, Atherinopsidae.